This is a messenger RNA of Nanorana parkeri, 1083 nucleotides long. RefSeq names its product 60S ribosomal protein L12. Gene Ontology annotation, molecular function: large ribosomal subunit rRNA binding; structural constituent of ribosome. Bases 145 to 1083 code for a protein of 312 amino acids. The transcript is spliced from 10 exons. The record is from RefSeq and is a predicted model, not a curated record. Gene Ontology annotation, biological process: translation. Gene Ontology annotation, cellular component: ribosome; cytosolic large ribosomal subunit. NCBI's taxonomy places the organism in Eukaryota, Metazoa, Chordata, Amphibia, Anura, Dicroglossidae.
CGGCGGCGCCCUGGUCACGCCCUCUUUCUCAUCCCGCUUCCCCGCUGGUAGAGGUGCAACUGUUCUUCGGUCGUCCCGAAUCUGGGUUCAUCCGACACCGAAACCGGUCCGAGAGAAGCGGAGCUCCCCUAGUCCGGCACAGACAUGCCUCCUAAGUUCGACCCCACCGAAAUUAAAAUCGUUUUCCUGAGAUGCACCGGUGGUGAGGUAGGAGCCACUUCGGCUCUGGCCCCCAAAAUCGGACCUCUGGGUUUGUCUCCCAAAAAGGUUGGUGAUGACAUUGCCAAGGCAACUGGUGACUGGAAGGGCUUGAGAAUCACUGUGAAACUGACCAUCCAGAACAGACAGGCCCAGAUUGAGGUUGUGCCAUCUGCCUCUGCUUUGAUCAUCAAGGCCUUGAAGGAGCCUCCACGUGACAGGAAGAAGCAGAAGAACAUUAAACACAGUGGAAGCAUCACUUUUGAUGAAGUUGUCGCCAUUGCUCGUCAAAUGAGACAUCGUUCCCUGGCCAGAGAACUAUCUGGAACCAUCAAGGAGAUUCUGGGCACAUCUCAAUCCGUUGGCUGCAAUAUUGAUGGCAGACCCGCACAUGAUGUAAUUGACGAUAUUAACAGUGGAGACAUUGAAUGCCCAGCAAUCUGCACCGUGGGGCUGCCUGGUGCUGCACAGCUUUUGCAAGCCAAUUAUCACAGCUUGGUCCUCUUGCAUGCUGUGGCUCUGUUCAGUCCUAUGGAAGAGGACCCAUCUGAUCUUCUCACAAAGACUAUGGCCAACACAGCUGAAGCAGUGGGUCGUAAGGCUCUUGCGGUGCCCACACACGCAAGGGGGGGCACCAAUGGUGGGGCACAGGAGCUGGAGUCGGAGGGGCCAGGGAGCCCAGCGGGUGACUCAAGUACCAUGAUGGCAUCAAUUGAUCUGGGGGAUCCUGGUGCCGGCAGCUCUAAGGCUGGCUGCAGAACCACUGAUCAGGAGAUUCCUCAAAGCAGUGGCCAGGGCGAAGCCUCCAAGUACGAAUCAUUUCCCCACUUGGGACCUAUCGGUGGUCCUGCGCAGUUUCUUGGAAACUCCUUUUCGAGCCAAUAG